Molecule: messenger RNA, 2499 nt
Organism: Labrus bergylta (ballan wrasse)
Lineage: Eukaryota; Metazoa; Chordata; Actinopteri; Labriformes; Labridae
Product: protocadherin alpha-3-like
Biological process (GO): homophilic cell-cell adhesion
Cellular component (GO): plasma membrane
Molecular function (GO): calcium ion binding
Source: RefSeq, a predicted model, not a curated record
AAUCAAAUUCUCUGUUUGAAAACGUUUGGAUUAUGGCAACGAAGGCGACGGAUGGAUUUUACUUUGGUUCACGGGCAUAGCUCUUUUUAAAUGUUUGGAAUUUAAACAUUUCGUUUUCACAUCAUGGAACAAAGACGCCAGACACAGAGGGAGCGAGGGAGGUUGGUUGCCUACAUCAUUGUUUUAGUUACAUUUUGGAGCACAGCCUCAGGACAAUUCCGAUAUUCUAUUUCUGAGGAAGUAAUCGAGGGGACUGUGGUUGGAAAUGUCGCUAAAGAUUUAGGUCUUGAUCGGGCCACACUAAAAGAAAGAGGAUACCGUAUUGUAUACGGCACGACAGAGCCUCCUUUUCGAGUAAAUCAAGACAACGGUAUCUUAUAUGUAAACGGAAAGAUUGACAGAGAAGAAAUCUGCGACCGAAGCAAGGUUUGUGUAAUCGACUUAAAAGUGGUCCUAGAAAAUCCACUUGAGGUCCACUAUGUAGCAGUUGAGAUUCUGGAUGUGAACGACCACUCACCGAGCUUUCCCGAAAGAGGAAAAAAAAUGGAAAUUUCUGAAUCUGCAUUAACAGGAGCAAAAUUUCAGUUGCAAGCUGCACGUGAUGCCGAUAGUGGUUCACUGUCCGUUCAGCAGUAUAAGUUAAGCAAUAAUGAACAUUUUCGUUUGGAAGUUAAAGACCGUGGCGAGGACCGUAAAACUCCGAGUUUAUUACUUCAAAAGCCGCUUGACAGAGAAUCUGCCAAGACCCAUGUGUUACUUCUGACGGCCAUUGAUGGAGGUAAACCUCCGAGGUCUGGAAACAUGACUAUAAUUGUUGAUGUACUGGAUGUCAAUGAUAACCCCCCACUGUUCACCCAGGAGGUCUAUACCGUGCAGCUGAAAGAAAACUCUCCUCUUGGUACAACUGUUAUUCAAGUAAAUGCAACCGAUUUAGAUGAAGGUCCAAAUGGUGAGGUUGUAUAUUCAUUUGGCAAUGACGUGGACGCACGUGCACGUUCACGUUUUGAUUUAAAUUCGAUUACCGGAGUAAUUACUGUGGCAGGCGAAAUAGAUUUUGAAGACUGUAGCAGAUACGAAAUAGAUAUCCAGGCAUCCGACAGAGCUGAACAUCCACUAUCUACGGACAAAAGCGUUGUUAUACAUAUUAUCGACGUGAACGAUAAUGCACCUGAGAUUGAAGUGACAUCUUUUUCACGUGCCCUCCCAGAAGAUUCAAAACCAGGAACCACUGUGGCAUUGAUAUAUGUUAAAGAUUCGGACUCUGGUCUCAACGGAAAAGUGAUGUGUUAUCUAAGCCAAGAUCUUCCUUUUACGCUUACUCCAUCUUUACAAAGUAACAUGUAUUCUCUAGUAACAAAAGCACUUUUGGAUAGAGAACAGCAGGCCCAAUAUACUGUAACAAUUAUAAGCAAAGACGCAGGAGAACCAUCCCUAUCAUCGGAUAAAACUAUAACCAUUGAUGUGUCAGAUAAAAAUGAUAACAGCCCGGUGUUUUCGCAGAACCCAUAUACUUUCUACAUAACAGAGAAUAACAACCCGGGAUCGUCUAUCUUAGCAGUAACAGCCCGUGAUAACGACGAGGGCAGUAAUGCUCUUAUCUCAUAUCAUAUAUUACGGUUAAGGGACGGAGAGCAAACGCUGGCCUCGUUUCUGAACGUAAACAGUGAAAAUGGAGUCAUCACUGCAUUGAAAAGUUUCGACUUUGAAACAGUGAAAACGUUCCAGUUCCAAGUUGUGGCCACAGAUUCUGGAACUCCGUCACUAAGCAGCAACGUCACAGUGAACGUGUUCAUUCUGGAUCAGAACGACAACGCUCCAGUCAUCCUGUAUCCAGUCAGCUCCAACGGUUCUGCUGAAGGUGUGGAGGAGAUUCCCCGCAAUGUGAACGCAGCACACUUGGUGACUAAAGUCAGAGCCUAUGACGCUGAUAUAGGAUAUAACGGCUGGUUACUGUUUUCACUGCAGGAAGUGACUGAGCACAGUCUCUUUGCUUUGGACCGCUAUACAGGACAGAUCAGAACACUUCGCUCAUUCACAGAGACAGACGAGGCGGAGCAGAAACUGGUCAUACUGGUCAAAGACAAUGGCAACGUUUCCCUCUCUGCAACAGCUACUGUCAUUGUCAAAGUUGUGGAGCCCAAAGAGGCUUUUGCUGCUUCUGAUGUUAAAAGUGCAACAAACGAUGAUGAGGAGAGUAAUGUCACUUUUUAUCUCAUGAUAACUUUGGCCUCAGUUUCAGCACUUUUUCUCAUCAGCAUCAUCGUGCUCAUUGCAAUGCAGUGCUCCAAAUCCACAGACUACACUUCCAAAUACCUACAAGAGACUAAUUAUGACGGGACACUGUGUCACAGCAUCCAGUACAGAUCUGGAGACAAACGCUACAUGUUAGUGGGAACCAGAAUGAGUAUAGGAUCUACUAUAGUCCCGGGCAGCCAUGCUAACACACUAGUGCUCCCUGACAGGAGGAGGACUUCUACUGAGGUAAGAGAAUUGUGUUGA